GUCCUUAGUGUUUCACCUCCUUAAAUAUGAAAAAUCAGUGCUCUGAGCUAUUCUCAAUUCAGAUGUGCACAAAAACGAGAGAGUCAUUAACUCUUCAUCCACAAACUUCAGUGGAGUCUGACGGUGUUCUAGUUGUGAAGAUGGAGGAGGAAGAACAGACCUUUGGCCUGAACUCCAGCCUCGGCUGGAGCCACUGCCAUAGCCCAGACACCUUCCGCCAAAGGUUCAGGCAGUUUGGCUACCAGGAUUCCCCUGGGCCCCGGGAGGCCCUGAGUCGCCUCCGGGAGCUCUGUAACAGGUGGCUGAGGCCAGAGGUGCACAGCAAGGAGCAGAUCCUGGAGUUGCUGGUGUUGGAGCAGUUCCUGGCCAUCCUGCCCCAGGAGCUACAGGCCUGGUUGUUGGAACAUCGGCCAGGAGAUGGCGAGGAAGCUGUGAGUCUGCUGGAGGAGCUGGAACAAGAGCUUGAUGGGCCAUCAGAACAGGUCUUUUUGGAACAAAAUGAGGACAUGCUUGCAGAAAAGCCAGCACCUUGGAACAUCACUCAGGAACUACCUAGCAGUCGGCUUGAACCCGACAAGCAGCAGUUGCAGUGGGCAUCGAGGGAGCAUCACUCCUUAAGACAAAACGAUAAAGACAUAACCAUCAAUGAGAAAUCUGCUGCAAGGCAAAAGGAUUCUUCGGGUCUAGAACUACAUUAUGAUGUUUCUAAUACUCUUCACAUGAAUACUUCCCAGAAUUUCACAUAUAGAAGAGCCUGUGAACAAAAUGGCAGGUUUGAAAGAAGACAGGGAACCCCUACUCGAAAAAAACAACACAAGUGUGAUGAAUGUGGUAAAAUCUUCAGUCAAAGUUCAGCCCUUAUCCUACAUCGGAGAAUCCACAGUGGAGAAAAGCCUUAUUCAUGUGACGAGUGUGCAAAGGCUUUUAGCCGAAGUGCAAGCCUGAUUCAGCAUCGAAGAAUCCACACUGGGGAAAAGCCUUACAAGUGUCAUGACUGUGGGAAAGCAUUUAGCCAAAGCUCAAAUCUUUUCAGACAUAGAAAAAGACACAAUAAAGAAAAAGUCGCUUCAGUGCAGUGAGCUAAUCAUAGCAUUUGCUCGAAGUUUCUUCAACAGGGAAUCAGAUAGAUGAAGCAAACUCUAGUAUAGAUCAGUGUUUUCAGUGGCAGCCAGUCUCCUUUCAAAGGUUCUAAAAGCCACGGGAAAGAUUGUGAAAUGUCUGUGUCAGCGUUGUUUGUUUUCCAUAUUAUCAGUACAGUGUGAAUACAGGUGCUGGAGAUUCUAAGGCUUAAUUUAGACUUCCAUCCUGAGGAAAAUCCUUGAGAAGUGUUUUCAGAUGUGCUUUACUCUUAGUAUUCUGAGUACAAAUAAUGAGGUAGUAUAUUCUCUUUUAGACAAAUAUAUUUUCUUGUUGGGAAAGAAAGUGUGAGUGACUC
Suncus etruscus (white-toothed pygmy shrew) is the source of this 1435-nucleotide messenger RNA. RefSeq names its product zinc finger protein 396-like. The transcript is spliced from 3 exons. Lineage: Eukaryota; Metazoa; Chordata; Mammalia; Eulipotyphla; Soricidae. The coding region runs from base 27 to 1079 and encodes 350 amino acids. The record is from RefSeq and is a predicted model, not a curated record.